AUGGCAGGAGACAAAUACACGGUAAUUUUGCCUACAUAUAACGAGCGCAAGAACUUGCCCAUUAUUACAUGGCUUCUUGCAAAGACCUUUACUGAGAACAACCUUGACUGGGAAGUCAUUAUUGUUGAUGAUAAUUCACCUGACGGAACCCAAGAGGUUGCCAAACAACUGAUCAAGGUUUAUGGUGAGAACCGGAUUCUGUUGAAGCCGCGUGCAGGCAAACUUGGUCUGGGGACUGCGUAUGUGCACGGUUUACAAUUUGCUACGGGCAAUUUUGUAAUCAUCAUGGAUGCCGAUUUCUCACACCACCCGAGCGCAAUUCCUGAGUUUAUUAAGCUGCAAAAGGCGCAUGACUACGACAUUGUAACUGGCACCCGGUAUGCUGGUAAUGGCGGAGUCUAUGGAUGGGACUUGAAGCGCAAACUUGUUUCUCGAGGUGCCAAUUUCCUUGCGACUCUUGUUCUGCGGCCCAAUGUGUCUGACUUGACAGGGUCGUACCGGUUGUACAAGAAGCCAGUGUUGGAGAAGAUCAUUGCUUCGACUAAGAGUAAGGGAUAUGUGUUCCAGAUGGAGAUGAUGGUGCGUGCCCGAUCAUUUGGGUUUACUAUCGGCGAAGUUCCGAUUGCCUUUGUGGACCGGUUGUAUGGCGAGAGCAAGCUUGGUGGGGAUGAGAUUGUCGGGUACUUGAAGGGUGUGUGGACAUUGUUUACCACUGUGUAA
Molecule: messenger RNA, 720 nt
Organism: Magnusiomyces paraingens
Lineage: Eukaryota; Fungi; Ascomycota; Dipodascomycetes; Dipodascales; Dipodascaceae
Exons: 2
Coding region: 1-720 (239 amino acids)
Biological process (GO): GPI anchor biosynthetic process; protein O-linked glycosylation via mannose
Cellular component (GO): endoplasmic reticulum membrane
Molecular function (GO): dolichyl-phosphate beta-D-mannosyltransferase activity
Source: RefSeq, a predicted model, not a curated record